Rubroshorea leprosula is the source of this 1275-nucleotide messenger RNA. NCBI's taxonomy places the organism in Eukaryota, Viridiplantae, Streptophyta, Magnoliopsida, Malvales, Dipterocarpaceae. The record is from the annotation of a GenBank genome assembly.
UGCUUUGUCUGUAUAAUAUAUUCCUAUUCCUUAACCGCUUUCUUUUAGCUUUCCCACCACAGAGUCCCCAAUUUCCCUCUUUAUUUUUGCUUCCCACCGCCAGCGUACCCAAUUUCCCUCCCUAAUUUCCGAGCUUCCCUCCCUAAUUUCUGAGCUUCCCUUCCCGGUAGACUAACCCAAGUAAUUUCUGAGCUUCCCUCUCUAAUUUCGAGCUUCAUUUCUGCUAAAAUCAUACUCCCCUCCACAGAUUCCCCAUUUUCCAUCCUUAAUUUCUGAGCUUCCCUCCCUGCAGAUCUCCAAAAUUUGUAAUUGAUUUUGGUAAAACUCAAAAACCCAUUGAACCCAGCUGCAAAAUUCGUUUUCUCCAGUCUAAUCCAUCAACGACAAAGGGUUUCGCGCAGCCAACCGCAGCCACGCUUGCUCUCUCCUCUCCGUCAACCAUGCGAGGAUUUUGCUUGAUUUUCAAGUCUCAAAGUUACAUAUGUGGAAGAGGAGUGCUUGGGGCACUCGCCUCCUGCACUCUCCGGCCAACACUUUCAUUUUUAUUGGGGCACGUUGUUCUGGUUCGAAAGAGGUUGCACUACAAAGCCAGAAACAAGCUUACAUUGCCCAAUGAAAGGGGAAGUGUUGGCUGGAGAGUGCAAAAGGCGAGUGUCCCUAGCACUGCUCAUAAACAGUUGAAAGAUAAUGUCGAGCUUCCUGAUUAUUGAUUUGCUUGCUUUUUCUUUAUCUAUGAUACCAUGUGGACAUGAAUUCCCUUUAUCUUUGUUUGCUCUAACCAAGAAACUUGCGUAGAUAUAUUUGGUUGAAGAGCAACAAUGUAGCGACUGGAAAACAAACUAAGAAGGCUGCGAAGGAUCCAAACGAACCGAAGAGGCCUGCCAGUGCUUUCUUCGUCUUCAUGAGACUAGUCAUCAACAAUUUGUUUUUGGGGACUCUGUUUUACAUGAUGAAAACAGAGUAAAACAGAGAGGACUUAAGGAAACAUCAUACGAAGACUGGAUGGGAACUUCAAGGCUUUACUGACAUUGAAACCGGAUGCGUGCACUAUUUUCAAUUGCACACAAUCUUAUAUGCUUGGUUUGGAAUUUGAUAGGCUGCUUGCAGCUAUAUGUAAUCCAGCACAAGAUGAUCAAUCCAUCAUCCGUUUAUCCAUUGGUGAUAGAAAAUUGCCUCAUUAUUCAAUCGGGUUUCCCACUUUUCUUACUAAUUUUUCUUUGAUUAUUUUAAUUUUGUUAUACUCUUCAAAUUUCAUAUUGUUAAUUGUUCUUUGUU